Molecule: messenger RNA, 4184 nt
Organism: Chinchilla lanigera (long-tailed chinchilla)
Lineage: Eukaryota; Metazoa; Chordata; Mammalia; Rodentia; Chinchillidae
Gene: Esyt3
Product: extended synaptotagmin-like protein 3
Biological process (GO): lipid transport
Molecular function (GO): lipid binding
Source: RefSeq, a predicted model, not a curated record
UGGGAGCACUGGCGGGCAGGAGAGGCCCGGCGGUCGGUCCUCGCGCUCGGAGGACAGAUGUGCCCAGGCGUGGUCGGGGCGUGCAGGCCUGAGUUCGGGUGAAGUUCUCGAAGAGGGCAGGACGGCGGCGAGGAGAUGCAGAGCUGCGCCUGACCCGCCAGCUGCUGCCGGAGCUCUGCGCGCUGGCGCUGCGCGCGCUGCUCUACCUGGCGCCCGUCUACCUGGCCGGCUACCUGGGGCUCAGCGUGCUCUGGCUGCUGCUCGGCCUGCUGCUGUGGACGUGGUGGCGCCGGAACCGCCGCGGGAAGCUCGCGCGCCUGGAGGCCGCCUUUGAGUUCCUGAGCAACGAGCGCCAGUUCAUCAGCCGCGAGCUGCGGGGCCAGCACCUGCCGGCCUGGAUCCACUUUCCGGACAUGGAGCGAGUCGAGUGGGCCAACAAGAUCAUUGCCCAGAUUUGGCCCUACCUGACCAUGAUCAUGGAGAACAAGGUUCGGGAGAAGCUGGAGCCCAAGAUCCGGGAGAAGAGCACGUACCUGAGGACUUUCGCCUUCACCAAGCUCUGCUUUGGACAGAAGUGUCCCCGGGUGACCGGAGUCAAGGCACACACUAACAAAAGCAACCCGAGACAGGUGACCCUGGACCUACAGAUCUGCUACAUCGGAGACUGUGAGAUCAGUGUGGAGCUGCAGAAGAUACACGCUGGUGUGAAUGGCAUCCAGUUGCAGGGCACCCUGCGGAUCAUCCUGGAGCCCCUGCUGGUGGACAAGCCCUUUGUGGGGGCCGUGACCGUAUUCUUCCUUCAAAAGCCACACCUGCAGAUCAACUGGACAGGCCUGACCAACCUGCUGGAUGCACCCGGAAUCAAUGAGGUAUCAGACGGCCUGCUGGAGGACCUCAUAGCUGCCCACCUGGUGCUGCCCAAUCGCUUGACCGUACCUGUGAAGAAGGGCCUGGACGUGACCAACCUGCGCUUCCCUCUGCCCUGUGGGGUGAUCAGAGUGCACCUGCUGGAGGCCGAGAAGCUGGCCCAGAAGGACAACUUCCUGGGACUCGGAUGCAAGUCAGACCCCUACGCCAAGGUGAGCAUCGGCUUGCAGCAUUUCCGGAGCAGGACCAUCUACAAGAAUCUGAAUCCCACGUGGAAUGAGGUGUUUGAGUUCAUGGUGUACGAAGUCCCUGGUCAGGACCUGGAGGUGGACCUGUAUGAUGAGGAUACCGACAAGGAUGACUUCCUGGGGAGCCUGCAGAUCUGCCUCGGCGAUGUUAUGACGAGCAGAGUGGUGGAUGAGUGGUUUGUCCUCAAUGACACAACCAGCGGACGGCUGCACCUGCGGCUGGAGUGGCUUUCACUGCUCGCUGACCAGGAGGCGCUGACGGAGGACCAUGGUGGCCUUUCUACUGCCAUCCUGGUGGUCUUCCUGGAGAAUGCCUGCAACCUGCCGAGAAGCCCCUUUGACUACUUGAAUGGUGAAUAUCGAGCCAAAAAACUCUCCAGAUUUGCCAAGAAUAAGGGCAGCAGAGACCCUUCUUCCUAUGUGAAGUUAUCUGUCGGCAAGAAGACGUACACGAGUAAGACCUGUCCCCGCAGCAAGGACCCUGUGUGGAGCCAGGUGUUCUCCUUUUUCGUGCACAACGUGGCAGCUGAGCAGCUCCAUCUGAAGGUGCUGGAUGACGACCUGGAGUGUGCGCUGGGAGUGCUGGAGCUCCCCCUGUGCCAGAUCCUGCCCAGCGCAGACCUCACGCUGGAGCAGCGCUUCCAGCUGGACCACUCGGGCCUGGACAGCCUCAUCUCCAUGAGGCUGGUGCUGCGGUUUCUGCGCGUAGAGGAACGAGAGCUGGGCAGCCCGUACACGGGACCGGAAGCGCAGAAGAAAGGCCCUUUGUUUAUCAAGAAGGUGGCCACCGACCACGGUCCCCAAGCCCCGCCCCAGGGAGAAGGCCCUGCAGACUUGCUGUGUCCUCCAGAGCCUGCUUCUGAUGCCAUGGAUGCCUCCAGGAGUGCCCUAGACACCACCGCUGCUGCCAACCCUGUGACCCCAGAGACAGCCCCAGAGCCCAAAGGCAAGGACAGUGCCAAAGGGUUCUGUGAGCCCACGGGGAAGAAGAGGAGCUCAGCCACCAUCUUCCUGACUGUCCCAGGCCCCCAUUCUCCAGGGCCCAUCAAGUCACCCAGACCCAUCAGGGCCCCUGCAUCCCCGUUUGCAUGGCCGCCCAAGGGUCUGGGUCCCAGCAUGUCCUCGCUCAACUCCCUGGCCUCCUCCUGCUUUGACCUGACAGAUACCACCUUCAACACUGAAGUUGGCAACGGCAGACAGCGAGGGCUUGGUGAGAUCCAGCUCACAGUGCGCUACGUGUGUCUGUGGCGCUGCCUCAGGGUGCUGGUCAAUGGCUGCAGAAACCUGACACCAUGUAGCAGCAGCGGAGCUGAUCCCUACGUCCGCGUCUACUUGUUGCCAGAAAGGAGGUGGGCAAGUCGUAAGAAGACCUCGGUGAAGCGCAAGACCUUGGAGCCGCUGUUUGAUGAGACAUUUGAAUUUUUUGUUCCCAUGGAAGAAGUAAUGAAGAGGUCACUAGAUGUUGCGGUCAAAAAUAGCAGGCCACUCGGCUCACACAGACGGAAGGAGUUAGGGAAAGUACUGAUUGAUUUAUCAAAAGAAGACCUGAUUAAAGGCUUUUCACAGUGGUAUGAGCUGACUCCCGACGGACAGCCCAGAAGCUGACGAGUACCAUUACCACCCGUGUGUUAGAAUGUGUACAUAUGUACAGUUAUUUAAAUAAGUCAUCUGAUGAAAAAUAUAGAUCUAUAUUAUAAAAUUUAACUGUAUGACUGGAUAGGAAGAGGUAAGAGUUGUAUAAAGACAAGAACUACUUCAUUUUGGUUAGAUUUGUUCAAAUCCAGAAGGAAAUGGGGUAUUUUUUUAUAAGUCAUCAACACUUCAGUGAUGGUGUGUUUACUUUGGUAGGUAAUUAUACACAUUUGAUUUAGGACUUGAGUGAAUGUGUGCACAGAAAGGGUCCUGACCUUGACAUAGGGCCGAGAGAUCUGUUUCUGGAGCAGCUAACAGCUACCCCUGGGCAGUUACUGACCACGGGAUGGCACUUCUGUGGAAAUACUGACCCAACCCCACCCAGCCAACAGCUAGCACUGCCACAGCCCUUCUGGCUGCCUUCUGUGAUAUCUGUGGUUGGAGAUUUAUUCCUGCCUCUGAUUUGGAGCUAAAAUGCAUCUUCCUAAUGACAGCCAUGGAAUAAUUACAUACUAAAUGCUCUGGGUAUAAUUCCACGUGCUGGGGGAUGGCCCUAGGCUAUCCACUGUCAUAGGAACAUUCAAGCCAAGUGCUAAACUCAGGUCUGAUCUGAACUUAGCGCAGAGCUUCGGAGACUCCAGGGAGUUUCACUACAAGCUUGGGAAUUCUGUCCCACUUUUCCAGGAGAUAGCCGGUUCACUUAAAUAAUGUUAAAAGUGUACUCUGUUAGUUGUAUAUGGAAAGUGCCUCUUACGCAUUUCAAACUUGAAAGACCAAAUGACUUCUUCUCUGAUGUUCUUAUCGCUACUGUAAAGGUCAUGUCCUCUGCUCUUAGCACUCAGACAACACUCCCAUCAUAAGUUUUUUGUUGUUGUUGGUUUUUUUUUUGUUUUUGAGACAGGCUUUCACUAUGCGGUUGAGGCUGUCUUUGAACUCACAGCAAUCUUCCUGUCUCAGCCUCCUGAACGUUGGGGUUACAGGUGGGUGCCGCCACACCCCACCAGUCAUACGUUUGUCCCCACCACUGCCAUUUUCUAGUGAACAGCAACAUUCCAAACAUUCUUGUUAUUUCUCACAAAUUUUCUGUGAAGAUCGAAGUCCACUCCUUUGUUUACCUCUGAGAUAACCUGAGAUAAUCUGGUCUCAGGUUGCUGCUGCUUUAUUCAUUACCUUCAUUCAGCCAGCCCACAAUGAAACGGCCUGUUCACCUCCUAUAUAGCAUUUUUCAUUUUAACAAUUCUUACAACAGUGAAACUUGAAAAAUGUUUACCAGGUAUCAGCUAAGGUCACAUGCUAAGCUCUGUUAUGUAUGUCUGGUAUUUAUGUUUCAGUUUACAUGUCAACUGAACUAUCUGCUACUUGAGUUGUUUUUCACCCUUGCCAUCCAAACCUGUGCUAUUUUGAACCAAUUCUCAUAAUAAACUAUGUCAAAUGAUA